Trichobilharzia szidati is the source of this 4427-nucleotide messenger RNA. NCBI's taxonomy places the organism in Eukaryota, Metazoa, Platyhelminthes, Trematoda, Strigeidida, Schistosomatidae. The record is from the annotation of a GenBank genome assembly.
CUGUUUGAGUGGUAUUUCAGUUGAUAAACAUUAAUGACGGAGAUACUAAGAGUACACGCAUUCCUCGAACAUUCCUUUCCGAAGGAUGAAGAAUUAUUUCCGAAAUCACUGAAAGAUGUUUUGAUCCAUCAGCAUGUUCAUAUACCGUAUCAUAGUAUUCCGGUGUAUAGAGAUGGUAUGACAGGAGAAUUGAUGAAUCCUGACAUUAAUUUCAAACGGUCAUGCAGCACUGUCACAUACCCUAGUGCACCGAAUGAAAACAAAGUUGAGUCGAGUUUAAUGAAAUCCAUUGAAGAAAUUAGCAGACAAUCCUUAUCCUCAGUUAAAAAAGGAUUUCCUUUUCAAAACUGCAUUUACAGUAGUUCAGAUGAUUCGUCAGCAAACUUAAUGUCUGUUCACAAUAUUCUAAGUCGGGCAAUGGAAAAAGCAACGGAUAGUGUUUUUCAUAAGUGGUGUUACCCUAAAGGUUAUUUUACUGACUGCACAGCCCAGCUGGAUGAAACUGGAAGUUUUUCUUUACCGAAAACGCAAAAAGUGACCCUCCUCAAACGACGCGUGCGAGCUUCUAGACCGAGACAAUCUUAUGCUGUGAAGGAGGAUACUGUAACCCGUCUUCCACCAUUGAAAACAAUAGUACCCAAUCCAGCAUUAGAUUGGGAAUUUGAACCGGACACGUUUCAAAAACGUGCAAUACUUUGCCUUGAAAAUAACCAAACAGUGUUUGUAGCAGCGCAUACAUCAUCUGGUAAAACUGCUAUUGCAGAAUAUGCAUGUGCUAUUUGUUUGCGUCGUGGGUCGAGAGUAAUCUACACUAGCCCAGUCAAAGCUUUAUCAAACCAAAAGUUUUACGAUUUCCGGAAAAAAUUUAAUGGAAAUGUUGGUUUAGUUACCGGUGAUAUAAAACUGGCCCCUGAGGCACCAUUACUGAUCAUGACUACUGAAGUGUUACACAACAUGUUGUGUUCAAGCUCUGAAAUGAUCAAGGAUCUCGAGAUAGUAGUUUUGGAUGAAGUUCACUAUAUUAAUGACCCCGAGAGAGGUUAUGUUUGGGAGCAAAUUAUGAUAAUGCUGCCCAAGCAUGUUCUACUUGUAAUGUUGAGCGCCUCAGUGCCUAAUCACCUAGAGCUUGCUGAAUGGUUAGGCCAAAUACGUGGUUGUGAGAUUCAUGUGAUUGCGACGGAAACUCGUCCAGUUCCAUUAGAACAUUUUCUAUACACUGGUAAAAGUGAAUCUGCAACAGGAGACCUUAUGCAUCGUAUUGUCAGUCAGACCAAUGACUUUGACACUGUCGGUUAUAGUCGAGCGGUUGCGUCGUAUUCUAAUCAAAAGAUGCUAAGUGUCCCUUUUCGAAAUUCUAAUAAAACGGAAUUUCUCAAUGAACUUAAUAAGAAUAUGUGGCUCGGCCUUAUCCGUGUGCUAAAAGAAAGCGAUUUGAUGCCAGUUAUAGCAUUCGGCUUUUCUCGAAAAGCCCUAGAGACAUUGGCAAAAAACGUUCUUACGGUGGAUCUUCUUGACUUCGACGAAAAAGAACGGGUUAACCAACUCUUAAAGACUCUAGUCAAUGAUCGUUUAAGAAAAUGUGAUCGUCGACUUGCUUCAGUUCAGUUUAUCCGAGAAUUGGCUUCAAAAGGAUUGGCGUUUCAUCAUGCUGGCCUUAUGCCUUUGUUGAAAGAGACUGUAGAAAUGCUUUUCCAACGGGGAUUAGUGAAAAUUCUCUUCGCAACAGAAACAUUUUCGAUGGGGGUAAAUAUGCCCGCAAGGAGUGUUGUGUUUACAUCACUAAGUAAAUUUGAUGGUCAAACAGUACGUCCCUUAACUUCAACUGAAUACACACAAAUGGCUGGUCGUGCAGGUCGUCGUGGUCUAGAUACUAAAGGCAAUGUGAUCAUUCUUGUUGGCAGUUUGCAAAAAGUAUUAAGAUCGAAUACAGGUCUACCAUCAGAGUAUACUUUAAUGAGUAUAAUACUGGGUAAACAGACCAAUCUGGUGUCGAAAUUCAAAAUCACGUAUCCUAUGAUUUUACAACUACAUCGGUUACCUGGAUUUACUCCAGAGGAGGUGAUGAGACGUAGUUUUAUGGAAGCGGCAAGCCAUCGAAAACAGAUGGAACAUCAACAGUCUUUAUCACUCCUGAACAAGAAAUUAAAUGAAACAACUGUAUUUUCUGUUAGCAGUGAAUCACAAGGUGAUGAUCUCAUUCUUCAGGUCAAAUGCCCUCAUGAUGGGAUUGCAUGUUGUAAAUCAGUAGUGGAUUAUCAUAAGAAAUGUUUGAAAUACUACGAGUUGUACAGAUGUAUACUAAACAAUCUACUGGAUGAUAAUCAAUUGAAAACAUUAAUUUGUCCUGGUCGUUUAAUAUUUAUUCAACUUCCUUUAUCGACAUUACAAUCACAAAGUGACACAUUCAUCUACUCAGAGGAGGAAGUUUAUUGGCUUGUGCCAGCUAUUCUUGUUGAUAGUAGCUUUUAUAUGAAGGAUAAAGGAAAGGUGUGUGAUUUGAUUACAUGGACACUUCCUGUGAAUUUACCGGAUGCUCCUCCGUCCUAUAUCAGUGAAGAUGAAACUCAACAAGUAGUAAUAUCGAAUAGCAAUGUAACAUCUUCAAAGGUGAAUCAACAAAGCACUCCUGAUAUCUAUGAAUCAAAAGAUCAGAUUGAAGAAAAUCUACUGCGCCGAGAAGAACCAAAUUACUGGUCUAAAACUCCUAUACCACCACAACUGUUACCACUAUUUAUACCUAGUUCAUUGGAAGACGCCUAUUCAUGUUUGACGCUGAAAUGUAAUGUGCCUGUUCACCUAGUAGUUCGGUUUUGUGAUCAGGUUGUUAAAUCAGACUUUGGGAGCAAUGAAAAUUCAAAAUUCACCUCAAACAUGGAUAUUUCACAUCGUUUUACAAAAGCUAUGGAACUGCAUAAGCAGAUAAUGAAUACUACACUUAAGACGGACAAAUCAGCCAUCAACAAUUCUGAUCCACGACUUGUUUUGUUGAAUCAAGUUAAUACGACUCUUUUUAAUUCUGUCAAUUCACCGAAUUUAAAGCUUUCGUCACCUAAGUCUACAAUUAGUGGGAUUUUAAGAAGUAUGCCCAAGCAUUUGGACUUUGACCAAGUUGUUAAUGAUUAUGGAAAUAAGGGAGAGAAUACUUCCAUACUUGAUGAAUAUGCAGCACUGAGUGAUGAGCUUACUACAUCUCUUUCAAAUUUAGUCUAUGCUCAAAAUCAAAGUCUAUAUGACUGCCCAAAUUUAUCAGCCCACUUAUAUCUAGCUCACCGAACAUUUCGUCGGAGACAGACAGUGGAGAAAAUUAAAAAGAGCUUGGCAGAUUUCAAACUCACGCUAGAUAGAGAAUAUACCGGUCGUUUAAAUAUUUUAAAGGAAUUGAAAUUCAUUAAUUCAACUGCAGACAGUUGCGUUCUUAGUCUGAAAGGUCUAGUUGCAUGUGAAUUAACAAAAAGGGAAGUUAUAAUAACGGAACUUUUAUUCGACGGAUUGUUCGAUGAUCUUUUAGCACCUCAAAUAGCAGCUGUCCUGUCCGCAUUUGUUAACGAAAUGAGACAGUCCACUUUAACAAGUCAACUGUCACAUGACUAUCUUCACAACUUGCUCAGAGAAAUCCAUAGCGAUAAUUGGGAUAGCAAAAGUGAUUUGAAUUACAUUCCGAAUCAUUUAAUUCCAGUAUUUAAAAAGAUUUUGAACUUUGUUUAUAAGUUGGAAAUUAUGCAACGCCAACACCAGCUGGCUGAAUCGUAUUCUGAUACACGAUUAGAUCUAUGCCCAGUGACGGCUGUCUAUAAAUGGGCUAACGGUCAUUCAUUAUACGCAGCGACAAGUAAAUGUGAUCUACCAGAAGGCCUAUUGAUUAAAAUAUUAUUACAGUUGGACGAAUUAAUUCGGCAUAUAUGUGGUGUUUGCCGUCAAAUUGGUAAUCAUGACUUAUGUUUGAAAAUGGAAGAAGCUAAGAGUUUGAUAUACCGGGACAUUGUGUGUGCACCGAGUCUAUACGUUACGGAGAAGUGAAGAAGAAGAAGAAUAAAGGAAAAACCAACAUUUGACUGACAUUUUCAGCAUAAAAUUGACGAUAUUUUUAAAAGCAGUAACUCCUAAAAGUGAACUUGAUCUGGACAUAUAUAAAGCACUAUUCAGUUAAUUUUUUUUACAGUAACUGGUGCUCAAUUCUUUUUCAUACUAAACGUAAGAAACACAGAUUUUGAAAUAGCUUUUAUAAAUCACUCAGAUAUUAAUAUUUAAUUAUUAUAUCAUGCUUUUUCUAAUAAAAUAAUUAUGUACUAAUUUCAUACAUAACACUUAUGCACAUACACGCCUUUUUUGAACUACUAUUUUGAAUAAUCCUCAUACAACAAAGAAAGUAGAACAAUCCCGAAAUUGACAGAAAUUCACAAACGGUGUUGUUAUAGUUUAGUUUAAAG